UCUCUUAUAUGGUUUCUCGCGAGAUGGUCUCGUACAUAUGUAAUGUCUGAAGAAUUUAGGGAGAGUAAUUUCAAUUCGAGUCAUGAUCAUGGAUGUCAGUUUCAGCAACUGCAUUCGAGAAAAGCUUUGCUCAGUUUUUUUGGAGAACAUAAUCAGGGAAAACUUGUAUUAGAUAUUAUUGUUCGCAUCUCAGUGACAACUCUCUUGUCUUACCCUGGGGAGAAGGAUUUGCAGGCCCUCACUUGCUACCAACUACUCCAUUCUCUGGUUCGACGAAAGAGUAUCUGUGUUCAGCUCGUCACGUUGGACUCUUGGCGUGAACUAGCAAAUGCUUUUGCUAAUGAAAAGAUUUUGUUUUUGUUAAAUGCUGCUAAUCAACGCUCUCUGGCUCAAACUCUUGUUCUUGGGGCUUCUGGAAUGAGAAAUUCAGAGGCAUCUAAUCAAUAUGUGAGGGAUCUCAUGGGUCAUAUGACAAGUUAUUUGGUGGAAUUGUCUAACAAGAGCGACCUCAAAAGUGUUGCUGAGCAACCAGAUGUCAUUCUAUCAGUCAGUUGCUUGUUAGAGCGGCUUCGUGGAGCUGCUAGUGCCUCAGAACCUCGAACCCAGAGGGCACUUUAUGAGAUGGGAUUCUCUGUGAUGCACCCUGUUCUGGUUCUCCUUGAAGUGUAUAAACAUGAGUCCGCAGUUGUUUAUCUGCUACUUAAAUUUGUUGUUGAUUGGGUGGAUGGGCAAAUUUCCUACCUAGAGGCUAAAGAAACUGCUGCUGUUAUUGAUUUCUGCAUGCGUUUACUUCAGCUCUACUCAUCUCACAAUAUUGGCAAGAUAUCAGUGUCUCUUUCAAGCAGCUUACUCAGCGAGGCAAAGACUGAGCAGUACAAAGAUUUACGUGCUCUUCUUCAGCUUCUAUCAAGUCUUUGUUCAAAAGAUCUGGUUGAUUUCUCAUCAGAUUCCAUUGAGGCACAGGGGACAAAUAUAUCUGAGGUUGUCUAUUUCGGUCUUCACAUAGUUACCCCAUUGAUUUCUUUGGAGCUGCUGAAAUACCCCAAGCUUUGUCACGAUUACUUCUCACUGCUAUCACAUAUGUUGGAAGUUUAUCCUGAAACAAUUGCACGGUUAAAUAGUGAAGCUUUUGCUCAUGUACUCGGAACCCUUGACUUUGGUCUACACCACCAGGAUACUGACGUAGUGAAUAUGUGCCUGAGAGCUGUUAAAGCUCUUGCUUCCUUCCACUACAAGGAGACACAUGCUGACAAAGUAGGGUUGGGAUCACAUGCCAUGACUAUUAAAGAUCUGCAAGGCAAUUUGCAAGAAGGCAUCUUGGGUCACUUCCUUAGAUUGUUACUACAGUUGCUCCUUUUUGAGGACUACAGUCCUGAUCUGGUCAGUCCUGCAGCAGAUGCUCUCUUUCCACUGAUCCUUUGUGAACAAGACCUGUACCAGAAAUUAGCCAGUGAAUUGAUAGAGAGGCAGCCAAGUCCAACACUCAAAUCAAGGCUGACAAAUGCAUUACAAUCCCUUACAAGCUCCAAUCAGCUGUCAUCCAUUCUAGAUCGCAUGAAUUACCAAAGGUUUAGGAAGAACGUAAAUAGCUUCCUGAUUGAAGUUCGUGGGUUUUUAAGAACAGUGUGAUGUGUGCAGUAUGUAGUAUUUUCUUUUUGCCUUCAUUUUUUCUAUUGUUGUAAGGGAAGUUUUGGAAAUGAGGGAACAUUCCAGUUUACGUGAGGCUCGCAGCAACUAAAGCAAGAAAUUUAGCUGAUCAGUAAAGGUUUUUGAUCCAUAUUUGUAUAAUCUCCAAUCACAAUAAGUACAGAAGUUUUGUAUUUAUCAAUACAUUCCCUCCUGCAGGGCGAUCUUUCUCAGUUAAGUGAAACUUUGCAUGGAUUUUGUGCGCUUGCA
Jatropha curcas is the source of this 1896-nucleotide messenger RNA. The record is from RefSeq and is a predicted model, not a curated record. Lineage: Eukaryota; Viridiplantae; Streptophyta; Magnoliopsida; Malpighiales; Euphorbiaceae.